AGAUGGAGGAGGACAGCUCAGUAGCGGCUCUCGACAAUGUUGUCACCGAAUUCCAUACUUAUGAGGACUUUCUUGACUCCCAAAUCACCUCUAUGGAUUUAUAUUACUUAGAGGAUGAGGAGCUGGCUCGUCAGCUGGUGGAGCUGGGCUACAGGGGCAGCGGGGAGGUCCUGAGGAGGGAGGAGUUUGAGACGAGGAAGGCUGCAGCAGAGGCCUCCAGACUCUCCAAGAGGGGCCAGAGACAGACACUGGCAAGUGCAGGAAAGGAACUGAAAGAUAACUUCCUGAAAGCAUUGGCCCAGCGUGAGGAGGCUAACCGCAGUGGGCUAAUGACUUCAAUUAUUUUUAUAAGGGAUCGAAAUGCUCUCGGACAGGAAAUAUCUGGCUAUAUGGACUACUCCCACAGACUGAAAACUGAAGAAUUCGAACAAUAUUUCAGUGGAAAGAAGAGGCUUCUGCCAAGAUCAACGGAUUUAAGCUUCUAUAACUGGGACACACAAGUGUCCACCUCCAACCCAAGUGCCAACUACCAGGUGAUCGCAGAGAACUCCUCAGGUCUGCUCUUCAAGAACAAGAGAGACCGAAAGAUCCUCAACGUUGAUCCAAAGGUGUCUCCUGGAGACAACUCCACCCGGAUCCCUCUCCAGUCAGACCUGUACACUCAGGUGGUCAUCUACGACCACACCACCAGGAGGAAGGCCUAGGGCUCUGCCCGGGCACGCUGCACUCAAACACGGAUUGAAAAGCACCACAAGCCUCUCAUUUCAUCUACAUAAAAGUUGUUUUAGUGCCUUGUUAGAGGACGUGUCGUUCCUCGUAUCAAGCGUACCAUCUGGGUGUGGGAAGGGUUGCAGUGUUCAGGCUUUGAUAGGCUAGGAUCGGCACAAUGAUAAACACAAUUGAUAUAAUUUUGCACCCUAACCCAAGUUGAGUGUGUUUGAGGUGUGUGGAUGUAGCGUUUCAACUGCUGCCCCCCCCCCCAUACACACACACACACACACACACACACCCUCCACCCCUGUGUUUGUCCCUUAACUGUUAGUAACCCCAUGGGGCAGGCAAAGCCCGGUCUGUUUGUAUUCCCCAGAGCCCUGGGCCGGGCUGGGCCGGGCUGGGAGGCUGCAGGGGUUACCAGGCCGCUUCACCCGGCCUGCUCCCCUGUUUGUCUAAACAAACUGCAGACGUAAGGACUCAGGACGACGUCAGCUUGUAUGUCCUGUCCCUGGCUGGACGCCCAAAAUCCUGCCAGUCUUCACAGAAGGGAAAACGUACUUAAAACAUUCCUCAUGUUCCCAGAUAGCAGUCAGACAUGAGACAUCAAAGCACUCUAUCAUUUACAUAUCACUCAUUCAAUGACUAUUAUUUCAGUGGAGAGAAAGGGCGUUUACAACUAACUCUGUGGUGGUGGAGUGGUCUGGCUGUUUCGUUGGCACCCUUCUUCUUAGAUGUGUUUUCAAUUUGUUGUUUCCGCUGCUUUGAUUGUAGAUGCACAAAUACAUUACUCAAGGACAUGUCUAGAAGUGGGGGAUAUGUUUCAUUACCGAAAGACAACAGCAUGGUAUGCAUCAUUAAAUAUCCCGUACAUUUUGUUGUUUUGUGAAAAAGCCAUCGUGGUUUUUGACAUUCAUUUCACGCUGAUUGGGUUUGAAAUCUUAUCUGGAUUGGUGGCCAAUAAACUGGCAGAGGUUUUGCAUUGGUGAUUCCUGUUUGGCCUUAUUUGGUUUUGAGGCUUUCCACAGCCUGGUGCAGCUCAGGACUUUGACAUCAUAACCAAUCAGUGCCCCGGCCCCUAACCAUCCAGUCCCUGUUUUCCAUUUAAUCACAAGGAAGACCUCAAACGCUGGCUGGCGAAUGAGCGCCUCACCCACAUUUAGAACUGUUUAGCUUUACAGGCCACAGCCAUUCAUGUGGUGUAAUGGCAGUGAUGAAACUGCCCCCUUUGCUCUCAGAGAGCGGCACUACUCACCCAGACACAUACCAAUCAAAACAGCAGAUGUGCUCGUGAAAAAGACUUGAGGGAGGGCUUACAAACCAGCAAGUGUGUAUGCCUCCGGAAAUGCACUUUUAAAAGUUGUUUUACCUCACCAGAAGUCCAAAAACAGCUCACUGGAAUUUUGUCAGAUUGUGUGCCUAUGAAUAAUCAGGAUUUCACAAUAAAGUUUAAAUUAAAUGCUCGUAAUGAAAUGGCUGUAUACCUUCCAUUUCUUUUA
Messenger RNA from Hypomesus transpacificus, 2210 nucleotides. It is a transcript of the gene cfap299, whose product is annotated as cilia and flagella associated protein 299. The record is from RefSeq and is a predicted model, not a curated record. The coding region runs from base 3 to 704 and encodes 233 amino acids. Lineage: Eukaryota; Metazoa; Chordata; Actinopteri; Osmeriformes; Osmeridae. The transcript is spliced from 6 exons.